This is a messenger RNA of Penicillium manginii, 507 nucleotides long. Its product is annotated as fungal specific transcription factor domain-containing protein. The record is from RefSeq and is a predicted model, not a curated record. Lineage: Eukaryota; Fungi; Ascomycota; Eurotiomycetes; Eurotiales; Aspergillaceae. The transcript is spliced from 2 exons. The coding region runs from base 1 to 507 and encodes 168 amino acids.
AUGGUGCUCAAGAAGUUUCGCAACGGCGUCCUGCAAGACUCAAACAUCAGCUGCGCUAUUCCAGAUGUACAAGAAUCCACAUUCGAUGACUAUGAUUGGUUUUUCAGCUUUCUGCGAUACGCCCGUCUAGUUUCUAAGAUUCGCAAUGACUUCUUACAAAUCACCUCGCUAAACCAAUCAGCCUCUGAAUAUGUUAUCAAGGGACAAGGCCUUCUAAAGGAGUUGGAGUCUUGGCGCCUAUCUAUCCCAGAGCGCUUUCGUGCUGGAGUGUCGCUCAAAACUCGGCUGUUGCGCGAACCACUGGCUCAACGAGUCGCGCUCAUGACACAUUACAUGUACUUCCACGCACUACUCACUCUAUCUUGGAGCCUGUUGCAUUCCAGUGCAAACAAGGUGGGACCCAUACAAGAGCAGCUUGAUCUGAAACGCAGUAUGAUGCGAACUGCACGCUCUGUUUUGGAGCUUACCAAGUUCAUCGAGGUUGCUCCUUCAACUCCAAUCUGGUAA